Messenger RNA from [Candida] anglica, 2198 nucleotides. NCBI's taxonomy places the organism in Eukaryota, Fungi, Ascomycota, Pichiomycetes, Serinales, Debaryomycetaceae. The record is from the annotation of a GenBank genome assembly.
CCCAAAUGAUUUCCAUUGGACCCCCCAUUUCGCCUCGUUUGUUUCUGUAUAAAUUCUUACUUGGUGGUUCAUCUAGUGGUCGUAGUUAUUCGGCUUAUCGUACAUCCAAGUAUUUUUCCCAUUCUUAUCAUAUCUCAUCGUCAUACCCUAGUGGCGGCUCCUACAAAUUAUUUAACGGUUAUCGGAAUCAAAAAGAAUCUUCACAACCAAAAUUACAAACGGGUAAAUCUACAUCUGGUCCCGUAAUCUAUUUAUCUAGACGUUCACUUCAUCAACUCACUGGGUUUAGUCAACAACCAAUGCUUCUGUAUUUUACAAAUUGGAUCUUCCGUCGUCGGAAUGCUCCUGUUGAUAUUAGAUCAUACUCAACCAACAAUCAAACAAUCCCACAAACAGUUGUAGAACUGUUCCAUCCAAGAUUGAGAUCUAUUUUCCUUCAGUUGGAUGCCAUUUCCCCAAGAUUUGUUGUGCCAGCUAAAAAUAUCCAUGUACUAACAACUCCUGCAGAAUUUUAUCUGACUCUUAAAACUAAAAUUAAAUCGGCAAGGCAAAGAAUAUUUUUAAGUUCUUUAUACAUUGGGAAAUCACAAUACGAACUCAUUUCAUGUAUAGAUGAAGCUCUUACUGCUAAUCCAGAUUUAUCAGUGUCUGUAUUGACUGAUGCCCUUAGAGGAACCAGAGAGGCACCAGAAAACAGAUGCCUGGCAUCUUUACUUGUUCCACUUGUGGAAAAACACGGGAAGCAUCGGGUAGAUGUCCGUAUGUACCACACGCCUCAUUUGGCCGGUCUCACCAAGUCAAUGGCCCCCCGUAGAAUUAAUGAAAGUUGGGGUCUUCAACAUAUGAAAUUGUAUGGAUUUGAUGAUGAAAUUAUGCUCUCUGGUGCUAAUUUAUCUGAAGAUUAUUUUACAAACAGACAAGAUCGUUAUUAUAUAUUUUCUGACGGGCCCUUGACUGAUUAUUAUCAAUCCAUACAAAGUGCAGUUUCUCUGCUCCUGUAUCAACUUGUUCCUUCUACAAAGAACCCUCAAGGAUUUAGAUUGACUUGGCCAACUGCAAACAAAUCUUGUGAACCAUCCAUGAACCUUCAUCGUUUCAUUUCAGACUCUCUGUAUUUGCUUGAACCAAUUUUAAAGCAACAUCAAGUUGAACCUAUUGAUUUGGCAGACUCGGAAAUUGAUACAGUUGUAUAUCCAGUAUCCCAAUUUACCCCACUCUUGCACCCACAAAAUGAUCUUUCCACAGAAAAGCCUGCAAUUUUAAGACUUUUAUCAUAUUUAGAUUCUCCUAAAAUUCGUUGGUGGUUUACUGCUGGGUAUUUUAACAUGCACCCUCAAAUCCAGGAGCGUCUUAUUUCUGGGAAGGCAUCUGGUGUGGUUGUGACUGCUGCUCCACAAGCUAAUUCAUUCUAUAAGUCUGCAGGUGUAUCUUAUUACCUUCCAGAAGCUUAUCUUCUUUGUGCCAAACACUUUUUGGAAGAGGUAGCACGUAGAGGUCAAGCUUCUCUUAUUAGUUUAUAUGAAUGGCUGAAUGGUGUAGUUAACACUCCUGAUGGUUGGUCAUAUCAUGCAAAGGGGCUUUGGAUCACUGUUCCCGAUGAGGAUGAACCUUCGGUGACUGUCAUUGGUUCAUCUAACUACACAAAGCGUGCAUACAGCUUGGAUUUGGAAAGUAACGCUGUUAUUGUUACCAAAGAUCCGGUGCUAAAGAAAACUAUGCGUAGUGAAGUGGAUAACUUGAUGAAUCACGUGGAGAGAUUAACCUUGAAGGAUUUCGAACCUAAACCUGUAAUAGAAGAACCAGAAAAUGAUUCUGAAGGACUUAGUCCAAGUAAGACUAAUGCCACUACAGAUGAAGAUCGUCAACUCAAGCAAACUUAUGCAAUUGAUGAAAACAGACGUAUCAGCUAUGGGGUCCAUUUGGCAUUAAAGUUGUUGGGAGGUAAAAUGUAAUGUUUAGAACUAAACACAAAACUGUACCAUUACCACCUAAACUUUCUCAAUUUUAAGGCUGCCUUAAUUUUUGAGUAGGAUUACAAUUUGAUCUAUUAAGUUUCACAUUUAGGAUUUUGCAAACUUAUUGUUCGUGAGUUGAGAUCCUCUGCCUCCUUGGACUGACUCCUCUACAAGGGAGCAUGUAUAUUAUAUAUUUAUAUAACCAUAUAUGUAUUAAUUCAAAAUAACUAGAAAUACUCAGUG